AUGGCCUCCGUCCAUGGGUCCAUCCACCGUCCGGCCACGACGACUUCGCCUCCAUCCCUGCUCGUGCGUCAAGCCCCGGGCUUUGCUAACUUUGUCCCACACGCAGUCACGGUCUCUCUUCGUCUCUCCUGCCACCUCGCUCGACUGCCUUUGGUCUUCUCAAAGGCAACCCUUUCGCCACGGCUCCCCGGGCCGAAUCCUUCGUCAGUGACCAAGAUUUCAGCCUCCGAAAGACGUCGCACAUCAUCAACGUCAUUCCCCCUCCCGUCACUGCUGCGGCACGCUCCUAAACGCAUCUUCGACGCCCCGCUGUCGCUCGACGACGCUCCCCACCUGCCGCCCCCGUCGUCGUCCGACUCCCGUCAGCUGCCGCAUAGGAGGAACCAAGAUUCUCUUCCUCUCGCCGAGGAAGAGUCGAGGAGGCCUCGCCAGUCCAUCGAGGCAUCUUCUUCAUCACGGCACUCGUUGAACGACGAGCACCCCACGACCCCUCCUACUCCCCCAUCUGUCGUCGGGGAUAUGGUUAUGGCCACGGCUGCCGUCGAAUACUACACCCAAGAUGUUCAUCAUGCUCCCGUCUCGUUGAAGAAGCCGCGCGUGACGGAAGCGCUUUCUCUCGAUCAUGACGCCCUCGAUCCCAAGCAGCUGAUCGGCGAGGCGCUGCACCGCCGUGUCGAAGCCAUCGAUCAUGAACUCUGCGAGCCCGGCGACGAGGACACCUUCUACGUCGCCGACCUUGGCCACGUCUAUCGGCAGCACAUUCGCUGGAAGAAGAACCUUCCGCGGGUCAAGCCUUUCUACGCCGUCAAGUGCAACCCCGACCGGCAGAUUCUGCGCCUCCUCGCCGCCCUCGGCACCGGCUUCGACUGCGCCUCCAAGACGGAGAUCGAGCAGGUGCUGUCCAUGGGUACGGCGCCGGAACGCAUCAUCUACGCCCAGCCGUGCAAGACCAACUCGUACGUUCGAUACGUCAAGUCGGUCGGCGUGAGGCAGAUGACGUUUGACAACGCCGACGAGCUCCACAAGAUCGCCAAGCUCUUCCCCGACGCCGAGCUCUUCCUGCGCAUCAUGACGGACGACACGUCGAGCCUGUGCCGUCUCAGCAUGAAGUUUGGCGCCGCCAUGGACACGACGGAGUCGCUGCUGGCCCUCGCCAGGACGCUCGGCCUCGACGUCGUCGGCGUCAGCUUCCACGUCGGAUCCGGCGCCGCCGACCCCUCGUCCUUCUACAAGGCCGUUCGCGACGCCCACGCCGUCUUCCGCCACGGCCGCGCCCUCGACUUCGCCAUGCGCACCCUCGACGUCGGCGGUGGCUUCUGCGGCGACACGUUUGAGCGCAUGGCGCGCGUCCUCGGCGACGCCCUCGACGAGUUCUUCCCCGCCGGCUGCGACGUCGACAUCAUCGCCGAGCCCGGCCGUUACUUCGUCUCGGCCGCCUUCACCAUCGCCUGCAACAUCAUCGCUCGCCGCACCGUCGAGGACCCCGCGCGCGACGCCAAGAGCUACAUGGUCUACGUCAACGACGGCGUCUACGGCAACUUCUCGAGCAUCAUGUUCGACCACCAGCAGCCGGCCGCCAAGGUACUGCGUCGCGCCGGCCAGACGCUCUAUGACGCGGCGGCCGCCUACCCUUGCGGCCCGCGCGAAGGCGUCGAGUAUUCCGUCUGGGGCCCGACGUGCGACGGCAUCGAUCGCAUCGCCGAGAGCGUCCGCUUCCACUUGGUCCUCGACGUCGGCGACUGGCUCUACUUUGAGGACAUGGGUGCCUACACUAAGUGCUCGGCCACGCAGUUUAACGGCUUCUCCAACGCCCACGACGUCAUCUACGUCUGCAGCGAGCCGGGGGCCAAGGCUCUCCUCAACCUCUGA
This is a messenger RNA of Drechmeria coniospora, 1869 nucleotides long. Its product is annotated as ornithine decarboxylase. The record is from RefSeq and is a predicted model, not a curated record. The transcript is spliced from 3 exons. Lineage: Eukaryota; Fungi; Ascomycota; Sordariomycetes; Hypocreales; Ophiocordycipitaceae. Gene Ontology annotation, cellular component: cytoplasm. The coding region runs from base 1 to 1869 and encodes 622 amino acids. Gene Ontology annotation, molecular function: ornithine decarboxylase activity.